CUGGGCGUUUGCCCUAUUUCGUCGCCAAAAAGGAAACCGCCAUGGCCCGGCUGCUGCUGUUGCUCCCCCUGGCCGCUGCGCUGCAGCAGCUGAAUGACGAGACCUUCGAGCACCAGACGCAGGCCGCAACGGGCAUGACCACCGGCAGCUGGUUUGUGGCCUUCGGCGCCAAGGGCUGUGAAGCCUGCGAAACGGCACUGGAAGCUUUGGAGAGUGCCGAGGAGGAGCUGCGGGAGAGCUACGUGAUCCCUGCCCACGUGGCAAAAGAGGACAGCAAUGAGCUUUGGAAGCGGUUCAGCAUCAAGGAGGUGCCGUCGGUGCUUCUCUUUGCCAAGCAUCGGCUUCAUCGCUAUGAAGGGCCUUGGGAGGCGCAGAGUCUGGUGGCUUUCGCGCGGCUGGUGUUGGACGGGGAACGCAUGGGGGAGCCCAUCCCGGCAGAGCCCAGCCUCAUCGACAGGCUGUGGCAGCGCUUCAUGGGAGGAGGUGAGCUUUAAAUACACUGCUCUUAGGUGCUUGUUCCAUUAUCCGGCCAUUCCCGAAACGCUCAAUGGACAAAUGCUGCACUUGUUCCGCCCAGUGUUGGCAGCAACCGACAGUUGCAAGACUUCCUUCCUUGAUGGCAUGUGGG
Messenger RNA from Effrenium voratum, 628 nucleotides. NCBI's taxonomy places the organism in Eukaryota, Dinophyceae, Suessiales, Symbiodiniaceae. The record is from the annotation of a GenBank genome assembly.